Emiliania huxleyi CCMP1516 is the source of this 333-nucleotide messenger RNA. RefSeq lists its product as hypothetical. The transcript has 2 exons. NCBI's taxonomy places the organism in Eukaryota, Haptophyta, Isochrysidales, Noelaerhabdaceae. Gene Ontology annotation, molecular function: catalytic activity. The coding region runs from base 1 to 333 and encodes 110 amino acids. The record is from RefSeq and is a predicted model, not a curated record.
AUGCUCUCACAGUCAGACACGCCGCUCAUCGACGCGAUACAGCGGGCCUCCCAGUCCGUCCGCGCGCCCUUCUUCUUCCCUGGCCACAAGAUGGGCGAGGGCGCGCCGGCGCCGCUGCGAGAGGCGGUCCUGGGCGGUGCCGCCGGCCGAACAGCUCCGCUGCGGUCCGACUUGCCGGAGCUUCCGGAGCUGGACAACCUCUUCUCGGCGGAGGGCCCGAUCCACGAGGCACAGCAGCUGGCGAGCGAGGCCUUUGGCGCCCGUAGCACCCACUUCCUCAUCAACGGCUCCACGGGCGGAGGCUCCACGGGCGGCAUCCUCGCGGCGGCAUGA